Molecule: messenger RNA, 441 nt
Organism: Microthlaspi erraticum
Lineage: Eukaryota; Viridiplantae; Streptophyta; Magnoliopsida; Brassicales; Brassicaceae
Source: the annotation of a GenBank genome assembly
AUGGCCGCCGCCGACGGAAUAUUCCGCUGCAUCUUCGAAGGUUGUAUCUCCGGUCUCGAUUCCGCCAUCGAGCGGCGUCCUUACCACAAAAACUGCGGAUGCGCGCUUCACGACGGAUCUCGCGGCGCUGGGAAAACUAAAAAUCAGCGGCGGACGUCCUGCCGCCGCCACGGAAGCUCGGAGAGCAUCUCUUUCCCGAUCCGAAGGUCUUGGAGCGAAGGCAACAUCAUGGCUAUGAACUUCCCUUCCUCCUCAUCGUCAUCCAAUCUCCAAUCGCUUUCUUCGUCUUCCAAUCUCCAAUCGCUUUCUUCGUCUUCUUCUCUCACGAACCUGACAUCGCCGGCCGAUUUACCGGUGGAUGGAGCUGCGUCGGAGGAUAGGAGCAGAUCUCAUAAUCAUCAGCUGGGAUGGACGAUUGACGAAGGUGAAGAUCUUUAUUGA